UCCAUUUCCCCUUCCACUCUACUGUAUGCGGUGACGUCAUCGUGACGUCACUGCCGCGGCCUGCCGGCCGAACGGCGCCGCCAGAGCACGUGACAAGGCCAGAGUUGGCCCGGGCCAGCGUCGUCAGACGGUUCUUGGGGUGCGGUCAGCUAGUGUUGUGGCUGUGUGGCGUAUUUUGUUUGCUACCAGAAUGGCGGUACGGUAUGCCGGAAAACCACUGCCUAUUGACGAGAUAUCCCAGUUUCAACCCAGCGCUCUAGGGCCUUCGCUGUAUACGCUCGGCAACAUCAGAUACCGCGUUGGCGACAAGUCCAUAACCAUCUACUCCUUCGAGGGCGAGUCCUCAGAUGAGGACGCCCGCUCGGACGAGGAGGACGUGGACGCGGACGAGUUCGCCUUGUUUCGGAGCCUGCGGCGCCCUCGCCCGGAGACGCCCCCCACCGCCCCGGAAGCGGCUCAAGACGGCCCAGGGCCAGGCCCAGGCGAGGCGUCGGCUGCAGAUGCAGAAUCGUUGGAAGUCAAGGAAAAUGAAGCUAGGGUGCUGGCGCUGAAGCGCGGGCGCGUGGAGUGGGUGCGCGGGCGCCACGGCAGCUUCCCCAUGGACGCCUUCCCCGCCGGCCUCACGCUGCGCAACCAACGCGCCUACGUGGCGCGGGCGCGCGUCAACGACAUCCUCACGCCCGGCCGGUUGGUUGUUGGCGAGAAAGAGUGCCGGAUUUCCUAUAAUAUGAAGGAGUUCAAGUUUCCUGAAUAUGAAGUUCUAACAGUGAGGCAUAUGGAUCCAGAUGAAAAUGGCAUGGUGCGCUAUGUAAGUGCAGAGAACCUUGCUCUUUCUGAGCAUCAUCAGAAAAGAUUCAGAGGAGCAUAUUGGUGUGGCACCAACAUGGCUGGUGAAAUGGAUGAAUAUCCAGAGCAGUAUGAUGAUGAAGAAGAGGAAGAAGAAGAAGAAGAUGAUGAUGAUGAUGAUGAUGAUGAUGAUGAUGAUGAUCUAGAUGGUGAAGAUGUGGGUGGUGAAGUGUUGGAAUUAUUUCCUGAUGAUCAGAUGGGUGAAACUCUUGUACUCGGAUCAAAUUUCCAUGAUCUACAAGAAGCUUCUUGGCAUCUGUUUGAAAAUUAUAAUGCAAGUGAUAAACAUGAUUGUUAUCAAAAAACUGUGAUCAACCCUUUAAGGCUGUGGAAGGAUGAUGAUUAUUUGAAGAGAAAAGAUGUGGAUGAAGUAGGUGGUAUGUGA
This is a messenger RNA of Gryllus bimaculatus (two-spotted cricket), 1231 nucleotides long. The record is from the annotation of a GenBank genome assembly. NCBI's taxonomy places the organism in Eukaryota, Metazoa, Arthropoda, Insecta, Orthoptera, Gryllidae.